UUAGUCUCAUCUCAACCGCUAUCGUUUUUGUGUACGGGAAAUCGCUUUAGCAACUUUGUCACAAAGCACCCAGUGAGCUCGAAAUUGGCAGGGAUGCUGUUUAUUGCACGGUAAAGGGGACGGGAGAAAAAAAAAGGAAGCCAGCUCCAUUGAGAAGAGGAGGCGUUCGAAAUUCAGCUCCAUCUGGGACCUGAGAACGGUUGUUCCGUUCCGUGGACCUUCAAACAGAAAGGCCUCCUGCAAAGUUCAUGUUCCGACAAGAAACCAAUGUUUUAGUCUUUACGCCGUCUUCUGUUUGCUCUGACCGAGACGUGAAGAGGAGCAUGUAUCGCUACAACGUGUGCAUGUUGCUGGACUGGGCGUACGGAGGGGUGGACCCCAAAUUUGCUGGUAACGGGGGACCCGAGUGCGCGGCGUUUCUGCCUCUCCGCCAGCGAUGGGUUGAGACCAUCGUCUUUGUGGCUAUCUCCUUACUGGAGAUGGUUGUGGCAUACCGCAAGAUCAGACAGCAAGAGCUGGGCAGUGUGUGCCAGGAGAAGCAGUAUAGCAUGGGCAAGAACCUACUCUUAGUUGCCCUGUGCCUCAUCUUUGGCAUUGAAGUUGGCUUCAAAUUUGCCACGAAGACCUUAAUUUACUUGUUGAACCCCUGUCACGUUGUCACCAUGUUGCAGAUCUUUCUCCUUGCAUGUCCUCCCUGUAGAAUUGCCCUGAUUGUUUUCAGGCUGCAGAUGCACAUGUUGAAUGGAGCGUUACUGGCUUUGCUGUUUCCUGUAGUUAAUACCAGGCUGCUCCCUUUCGAGAUGGAGGUCUACUAUAUUCAACACGUCACACUAUACAUCGUUCCGAUCUAUCUGUUGCAGAAAGGGGGUGUGUACAAACCAGAACCACUGGGUGAUUUUUGGUGGGCUCUUCUUGCAACGGGACUUCUAUUCUUCUAUCAUUUUACCUUUCUUCAGAUCCUUGGCUUGGUCACAGAAGUUAAUCUGAACAACAUGCUUUGUCCUGCAAUAUCGGACCCUUUUUACAGCUCCUGGUACCGUGUCUGGGCAUCGGGACAUCAAACAGUGAUGACAGUAACACAUGGAAAAUUGGUUACUCUGCUUUUCUAUGCUGCUGCUCCUGCUUGCAAGUACUUGGUAGAUAUGGUCAAGCUGCCAAUGAAGAAAAUAGUCUGAAAGGUUGCAACAGGUCUUACCUGGCAAAGUAUAUUAUUCAGAUGAUUUUUUUUCAAACGGUGGCAGAAGAUUUAGAAAAGUAGAUUUUUUUUGUAAAAAGGCUGCAAACAGUGGCAAAAUAGUGGCCUUAAAGAGCUUGUUAUCUGAAAUGGUUUUGUACUUUUUGAAAUACUAUGAAACUGAAUGUUCUUCACAACUUCAGAUCUAAAUGAGCAAAUUCAAAGAGCAUAACUAUCACGACAGAAAGUGAACAAUCGUGAAAGAUACAGGAAAAGGCUGGGACAGAUUAUUUGCUUUGUUUGCCUUCCCAUGUAUUGUCUCUGACAAAAGUGCUGUUACCUAAUAUGUUCCCAUUCAAACAGCUUUUGAGUAACUAUAAUUGAGCAAUCCAUCCAAACAAUUGAAAAUAUUAAGUUGUGGAGUUCAAGGAAACUAACCUAUUAUGUUUCUGUCUCUCUGCACGAGGAAGCUAGUUUAUUUAUGGAUUAAAUACAAAUGUCACGACAACGUUGCAAGAUUACUUGGAACAAUUCUGCAAUUGUUAUGUUUUCAGUCAACCUGUAUUAACUCCUAUUUCAUCUUUUGAGGUUUUCAACUUUUUUUUAAACAAGGUGUGGAUGCAUUGUCCAUAUGAUACAUAGUAGGCUAGACAUGUCAGUUGAUCCCAGGCUUCAACCAACUCUGCUCUAUUACUGCUUGGCAUAGCUUUUACUCAGUGUGGUUCGUAAUCUGGUUCCACUUGAUAUUUUGUAUACAUGACAGGGCUUUAACCAAAAAUGUCCUUUAAUCAACAUGCAUCAUAAAGAUAUACUGCCCAUUUGAAGAAACUACUUACUGUCCCUUCUUGCUCAAUUCUUAAACCCCAAAGAUUUUGAGAACCAACAAAGAUGUUUUCACCUAUUACCCAUGUACAUCUAUUUACCAGACUAUGUUCAUUUUAAGUGUGUCCUGCAAGAUAUAGUUCCAAUUGAAGUAUGCUUGUAGGUGUUGCAGUGAUAUUUGUGCAAAUGUAUCGGUGUGUGAACUUUGUCAAAGAUCAAAACUUUGUAAUUAUGUUCCCUAUUGUGCAAUGUUAGUCUAGUACAUUUGCCUUAAAUGUGUUUGUGACUAAAAUUAAAAUUAAUGUUUAUGUGGCAUGUAACUAGUUGGCCAAUAGCACUAUCCUUGUUGUAUAAAUGAAGAUUGGCUGUGUGGUAUAAGUCAACCCUAUUCAAACAUCAUUAAUGCAAAUAAGUUAAAAAUUUUAAAGCUAUUUUCUGCCCUAUUAAACAUUCCAAAAAUGUUUUCCCUUUUAACAAGUCAAAAAAUUAUUAAACAAAACCAGAAUAUAUUUUACUGUGAUAGUGUACAGAGAAAUAUUCAAUGUGACUUUGGGGUAGUUUGCUUUUCUCCCCAGUUUUGGUAUUUUGUAUUCCUUUUAUUCCAUAUAAGCAGAAGACUGAGACAGGAAAAUUGAAUAACAAAUCAGUAUGUGAUUGGCUUCUUGUGUCAACCCUGUUCCUUGUCCCAUAUCCUACAAUAAUCAGUUCCCUCUUUUUGGCUCUGCAGCAUCCGCCCAACCAAUCGCUUGUUAUAUGCAAUUUCCAUUUUGCGGCUUUCAAGUAGUUUUCUUUUUAAAGGUCUGUCAUUUUGUCCUCGUAAAAAAUCCUAUAUUUAAGUUCAGCAUUGGAAAUAGUUUAUAGAUAAUAAUUCAAGUUAAUCUGUAACUCAGAUCGUAGGAACUGCAGAUGCCGGAGAAUCUGAGAUGAGGCGUAGAGCUGAAUGAACAUGGAAGGCUCCUCUGAUGCUGCUUGGCCUGCUGUGUUCAUCCAACUCUACACCUUGUUAUCUCUUAAUCUGUAACUCCUUUCCUUUUCAAAAUGACUUGUCACCAUGAUUCCUCAUGAGUGCAAAUUAGAAUUCUAUGUCAUCCAGAUAAAAGUAUGAAUGUUUGCCAAUAUCAAGUUUUGAGUGCAUUUAGAAGUGUACAAAUAUUUUUAUGUAUUAAUCAUUGUAGAUUAUUCAUUUGAAAGAUUGUCUUUUGGAAGUAGAAAUUCAGAUUUAGAUAUGAAGCAAGUUUUCCCAAUAUUCUCUUUCAUAUUAAUCUUUUCUGCUCUAUCUAUUCAAACCUGGACAUUCCAAUUUACGAACACUUUUAGUUGGGUGUUGUUUCUCAGGUAAAGCAGACUGGAUGUGGGAUCACAUAUGUCCUCUUCAAUCCAAAAUGGGAGAACCAAGCAUAUCAGACUACUAAAAAAGUUCACCUGAAACCUACCAUCUACUGGUACUGUAGUGAGAAAAUUUAAUAUUACAACACUGGUAGCUGCCCAUCAAUAUAACGUUUCAUCAAAUAAUUCAACUUGCCCCUAAUGGCUUAGUGGAUGAUUGCACUGUGGUUUCUACUUGACUUCUACAAACCAAAAGACUCUAGGUCUGAUGGUUGAUCUGUGUUGUUAGCUAAUUCAGCCAGAUAUGAUGAGAUCCCAAUCCUGGUCUAGGAAGUACAGGGGAAGAAAAGGUACUGAUUGAAUAGUGAUAGAUAGCAUUGAUCUUGCUGGACAGUGUACAUGCAUGAUAUCUAAUAAGAACAAGAGUGGGCUGUUAGAGGAUGUCACUUUGGUUAGAAGUCAUUACUAUUUCUUACUGGACUGAUAGUUCCUAAAGACAAAAAAAUGAAAGUGAGGAGACCAGCCAGUCUAUUAGCUAGAGAAUAAACCUGCCAAGCACUAAGGGAAUGAAAGUAUUUUAAACACAGAUUACUGUACAUUUGAUAUUUACUAAUGUCACAACAUUGAUAAAUUGUAGGGUAUGGUACAAAAAUGACACUCUAGAUCCUACUCUUUAGUUGAUGUUACUUACUUUACCUUUACAGACCUAGAGUUAGUUGACUAUUGAGUAUUAGUAAUUGAGUAUUGGUAAUACUUAAAACAACAAGUUGAAGGAAGGGGUUUUAAAAUAGGGAAUCGGUUGAUUGGAAAGUCAACACGUCUGUUGGGGUUGGGUUGGGUUGGGUGGGGUGGGGGCUGGCAGCAACACAGUGAUCAGCAGCAAAUAAAAGACAUCUUGUAAAUUAUUUAUGAAUGGGCCUUUAGGGUUUGUUGAAAAAUGAAUUACAUGACAUUGCACUGCAUUAAAACGUAGCAUCUGAAGACAAGACAUUCCAGAGACAGUAAGAUCUCUAAUAACACAUUUGAAACUAUAGAUAAACAGGCCUUAUGACAGGUGGCCUAAAUGCAAAGAGCAGCAGAGAUGAAGCUGCAAGUUUACAAACUAAGCUUUGACACCAAGUUUUCCAAAGCUUUUUAGAGUUUGUGAAGAUAUUUGACACAUUCUACAACAUGUGGCUGCCUGAAAUAUAUCUGCAAGCCAUUCUGCAGUAUUGAUGGUUCAACUCAGGGAGCUGAAUAAUUGCCUGAAAUCACCUGAUCACAUAUUGAAAGUAAGAUAAAUGCAAAGAUGCUUUUGUUCUCUUGAUAUUGAUUCUGUCAUCACUUCAUUUUGCUUCUUUGAGCUGUAGGAUUCCAAUUGUCAGGAAAAAAUUGUAUUGUUGUAUUUUGACAUUUCAUCUUGACAGUAAAUAUUGUUUUUGUUGGAGACUAAAUCUUUCAUUUAUGGCUAGUGUUUGUAACUUUGCUGGAACAUUUGGAUGUCUCAGCUGUGUUUUGUAUACUCCAGAUAUACCUCACAAAUGGGAAAAAUGACAUUCAAGCUAAGUUUUGAAGACAGCAAAAAUAACAACUCCCUACAAUUUUGGCAACACUGCCAAUUGAAGUGUGCCACUUGUGUAGGUUUUCUAAAUUUCAUUUCAUGUUGCUUUUCUAAAAGAAUGAACAGUUCUGCUUGUAUAAUAAAAUUCAAGUUACCAACUGAAGCAUAUUUUGUGACAUUGCAAAUUUCUGGUUUGCUUUAUGUUUAUAAAUUGUUUAAUAAAAUAUUGAAGUGUUCAGUUUUUUUUAUUAUUCUCAUCAAAUUUUAGCUGAUAUUCUUCAGCCCCAGUGACAAACAGUAUUGUUGUAGUUUAACAUUUUCAGAAAUGAUGCAUUUCUAGUGAAUUUUUUAGUGAAUUCAUUUCAUAGCAGCAGAGGUUAAAGCUUUUG
Stegostoma tigrinum is the source of this 5251-nucleotide messenger RNA. RefSeq names its product transmembrane protein 164. The transcript has 6 exons. Bases 249 to 1175 code for a protein of 308 amino acids. The record is from RefSeq and is a predicted model, not a curated record. Lineage: Eukaryota; Metazoa; Chordata; Chondrichthyes; Orectolobiformes; Stegostomatidae.